AACUAUAAAUAUAAAAAUCAGAAAAAAAUGAGCGCUAACGACGAAAUUACACUUGAAGAUCUUGCUAAAAAAGAUAACAAAGGAUAGAAUAAAAAUUCUAAAUUUGGAAAUAAAAAAGGAAGAGUUGCCGAUAAAGUAAAUGGGGUUAAGAAAGGAAUCCGUCGUACUGGAAACUACUAAAAAGGGAAUAACAAAAAUAACUCUCGAAGAACAAACACUAAUAAUUAAAAUAACUAGAGUGUCCGUACUAUUCCUUAACAUAAAAAACGUAUUGUAAAAGUUUAUAAUUUAGCUCCAGAAAUAACAAAUGAAGAUUUUUAUGCUUUAUUUGUAAAAUAUGGAAUGAUUGAAAAGGCAAGUAUUGAUAUGGACUAAAAAGGAAAAUCUUAAGAAAAAGGAACUGUCGUUUAUAGAGAACAUGAUGCUGCAUAACGUGCUAUAGAUGAUUUAAAUGGAGUUGAGUUAGAAUAAAGAAUUAUUACUGUCGAAUUUAUGAAAGAUGGAGAAACUUUAAACGGAAAAAGUAAAAAUAGAUUAGAUGGAAAUGUAGCAGUUUUAAAAAGAGGUAUAUUCAAAAGAAAUAAUAAUAAUAAUAGUUUUAGAAAAAACAGUAAUGGAACUAAUAAUAAUGAUAAUAAUAGAAAAUUCAAAAGAAGAUUAGGAUUUUAGAAAAAUAAUAAUAAUAAUGGAAAUAGAAAGUUCAGAAACAAUAGAAAUAAUAGAAACAAUAAUUGA
This is a messenger RNA of Ichthyophthirius multifiliis, 735 nucleotides long. Its product is annotated as polyadenylate-binding protein, putative. Lineage: Eukaryota; Ciliophora; Oligohymenophorea; Hymenostomatida. Gene Ontology annotation, molecular function: mRNA binding. The transcript is spliced from 5 exons. Gene Ontology annotation, cellular component: nucleus. The record is from RefSeq and is a predicted model, not a curated record. Gene Ontology annotation, biological process: mRNA export from nucleus.